Molecule: messenger RNA, 3201 nt
Organism: Lampris incognitus (smalleye Pacific opah)
Lineage: Eukaryota; Metazoa; Chordata; Actinopteri; Lampriformes; Lampridae
Gene: nr2c1
Product: nuclear receptor subfamily 2, group C, member 1
Exons: 14
Coding region: 420-2252 (610 amino acids)
Biological process (GO): cell differentiation; anatomical structure development; negative regulation of transcription by RNA polymerase II
Molecular function (GO): RNA polymerase II cis-regulatory region sequence-specific DNA binding; nuclear receptor activity; zinc ion binding
Source: RefSeq, a predicted model, not a curated record
UUGGCUAACAUAUGCUAGCACCCCGCUAAUGCUAACCCCUUAGCGGUUCACCGUGUACCCUAUCGCUUAAAUAAAAAAAGAGAAAUAAACGACAUCGGCGACUAACAGCAAGUGCGAAUUCUUUUAAACGCUAACUGCGUCGAUGUGGAUAUCGGUGACACACAACGCGCCUCCGCGAUACUCCCAGCUUGUUAGCUAGCAAACUCAAGUCGGCUCAGCUUUGAUAGCCGCUGUGCUAACGAUGCUAGGUAGUCUCAACAUGCCAGUCAGCAACGUCGGCUCGCCGUGGAUGAGAACACGAAUCGGUGCAGCGAUCGAUAUAAGCCCGCGUCCCACGGGAUUUUCCUUCAAAUACUAUUCAGUUCAAGAAGCUGUCCACCCCUCAUGGAGCAUUGAGGUGGAAGGAUUUACAUGUCAGGAUGGAUGGGCAAACGCAGAGGAUACAGCUUGUGUCAGCAGACAGCGGAGUAGCGGUGGGACACAGAAUCCAGAUUGUGACUGAUCAACAGACCGGCCAGAAGAUCCAGAUUGUUACAGCACUGGAGCCAUCCUCUCCAGUGAAGCAGCAGUUUAUUCUAGCCAAUGCCGACUAUUCCCCAGGGAGCAAAGUAAUCCUGUCCAAGCAGGAGGGCUCUCCUAACAAGGUCAUCUUGGCAGCUCCAGAUGGCUCUGGGGUUAACCAGCUGCUUUUUACCUCUCCAGAGUUGACUGGGCAGCAGAUCCAGUUUGUGACUGAAGGCUCAGACCAGUCUAUCAUCAAGCCUGUGGUGGAGUACUGCGUUGUCUGUGGCGACAAGGCCUCAGGUCGUCAUUAUGGAGCUGUCAGUUGUGAGGGCUGCAAGGGCUUCUUCAAACGCAGUAUCAGGAAGAACCUUGUGUACACGUGCAGGGGCUCUGGAGAGUGUGUCAUUAACAAACACCACCGAAACCGCUGCCAGUACUGUCGACUACAGCGCUGCAUAGUUGUCGGCAUGAAACAGGACUCUGUGCAGUGUGAGAGGAAGCCUAUGGAAGUAUCCACCAGAGAGAAGUCUGUCAACUGCGCUGCUUCCACAGAGAAGAUCUACAUUCGCAAGAACUUAUGUAGUCCACUGGCUGCCACGCCCACGUUUGUAACCGACAAAGAAACAGCCAGGUCCACAAGUUUACUGGAGUCAAGCAUGCUGCUCAACAUCCAGCAGCCCUUUUCCAAACUAGAGAACACCAUUUUAGUCCCAGCUUCACCUGACAAGGAUGAUCCAUGUCAGGGUGACCUGAGCACACUGGCCAAUGUGGUGACAUCCCUCGCCCACCUCAACAAGACCAGGGAGGCAAGUGAGGGCGGCAGUGAUCUGAUGGGGGUGGAAACCCUUAGCAACGGGGAUGGUUCCAUGAUGGACAUCCAAGGAGAUGAACAAAACACAAGUGAAAUAACUCGAGCCUUCGACACCCUAGCUAAAGCGCUGAACCCAGGGGAUGGCUCAGGCAGGGACUCCUUGGAAGCCACCAUGCAGUUGAUGUCAGGGGACCAGUCAGGUCCUGUGGUAGAGCUAGAGGGACCUCUCCUCUGCGACAGCCACGUCCUCUUUAAGCUAAUGAUGCCUUUGCCCGUGCCAGAGUUCCUUAACGUGAACUAUAUCUGUGAGUCGGCUUCACGGCUGCUUUUUCUCUCCAUGCACUGGGCACGUUCCAUCCCUGCCUUUCAAGCCUUAGGUGGUCAAGAUAAUGACAUUAAUUUGGUGAAAGCUUGCUGGAAUGAACUUUUUGCCCUGGGUCUGGCACAGUGUUCCAACAUUAUGAAUGUGGGGACCAUCUUAGCUGCCAUCAUCAACCACCUACAGACCAGCUUACAGGAAGAGAAACUGUCUCCAGAGCGUGUGAAAUUAGUAAUGGAGCACAUCUGGAGGAUGCAGGAGUUCUGCAACAGCAUGUCCAAGCUGUCCCCAGAUGCGUACGAGUAUGCCUACCUCAAAGCUGUUGUUCUCUUUAGUCCUGAUCACCCAGGCAUAGACAACAUACUGCAGAUAGAGAGGUUCCAGGAGAAGGCCUACAUGGAGUUGCAGGACUAUGUCACAAGAACCUACCCAGAGGACACUUACAGGUUAUCUAAGCUCCUGCUGCGUCUCCCUGCACUCAGGCUGAUGAGUGCAGCUGUCACCGAGGAACUAUUUUUCGCUGGUCUGAUCGGCAAUGUGCAGAUCGACAGCAUCAUCCCCUACAUCCUCAAGAUGGAGUCCACUGACUACAACAGCCAGGUGGUCUCUGGUGUCUGACACCACCCCACUUGGGACAAACUGUACAAGCCUCCACAGCAAUGCUAAAUGGCCAGCCAGUCAGAGACGAUGCUAAAUGGCCAGCCAGUCAGAGAGCUGAUCAAUGGAUAGAUCAACCCAAUGCUGCUAAGCUCAAGCUCAUUCAGCGCAUGGCCUCUCCCUUGAAUCCUGAGGUUUCCCCUGCUUGUUUUCCUUCCUUUUGGGAUAACUUCUCCAUAUCCAGUUGGGGCUUAUUGGGCCUUCUUCACAUGACGACGACAGAGUUGGGCUGGAGUUGAGCUGACAGUAUAUGACCACAACAUCUAUUUGUUCAAUUUGAUUUUGCCAGAGUUACGUUGUGCCAGAAAUAAAUGGGCCUGCAGCAGCUACCUUGAAUUCAGAAGACUGGUGUGGUUUCUACAAAGAACAAGGGGGUUAAAAUUGAGCUUACACUGAGGGUAUGUGAACUCCACAUCAGUGACAAGCAAAGCCUGAUUGUUUUGUUCAUUCCGAUGAAUCAGGGAUGAACUCUCAAAACCUACGUUGUGCUUAUUUUAUGAUAUUUAUGCUUCAUAUCCUCCGACCCUUUAUUCUCUGUAGAUCUUAUUUGUAUUUUGAAGAAUACAUUUUAUGUUUUUCACUGCUUUCUCAUCAAGGUUUUGCUUUAUUUUCAUAAGUUCCCAAGGAAAAAACCUUUGUCAUAAUGUAAUAGUGAACUGAAAUGCAAGGAGAUGUUGUUAUUGUAAAAGGUUAUAACCUGUAUAUUUUAUUGGCCUGCCAGUCCAAAGGAUAUGGUCCACAACACAAGUCAAAUGACAUCACAUGGAUCUGAACUAAUUAUGUAUAUAGAUAUGUGUAUAGAUUGAAGUGAGAAGACUAUCAUUGGCAAUAGUUGCUUGUACAUUAAAUGCAUCAUUUGAGCAAAUUCAUGUAGUUAUCUAAACUGUCAUGUCAUUUGAAAAUAAAACAA